Molecule: messenger RNA, 609 nt
Organism: Quercus lobata
Lineage: Eukaryota; Viridiplantae; Streptophyta; Magnoliopsida; Fagales; Fagaceae
Product: putative pentatricopeptide repeat-containing protein At1g12700, mitochondrial
Exons: 1
Coding region: 1-609 (202 amino acids)
Molecular function (GO): protein binding
Source: RefSeq, a predicted model, not a curated record
AUGGAAUCAUUCGGAAUCUCUCCCAGUGUUUAUACUCUCACUGUUUUGAUUAAUUGCUACUGCCGUUUGAGGCGGGUCGAUUUUGGGUUCUCUGUCUUAGCAACAAUUUUGAAACUUGGCUAUCAACCUACCCAAAUUACUCUAAACACUCUUGUUAAUGGUCUCUGUCUUCAAGGUAAUAUUCCUGGAGCUGUGAGGUUGGUAGAUGAAAUGGAGAACAAAGGGUACCAACCUGAUGCAAUUAUUUGUGGAAUAAUAGUAAAUGGUCUGUGUAAGAUUGGCCAGACUGGUGUGGCUAUUAGGUUGCUCAGGAAGAUUGAAAAAAGGAAUUUUGCACAAACUGUGGAGCUGUAUAACACAAUCAUUGACAGUUUAUGCAAGGACAAAUUGGUAACUGAGGCUUUGAACCUUUUGUCUGAAAUGAUGAAUAAAGGCAUUCAGCCAGAUGUUGUCACUUACAAUUGUGUAAUUCAAGGACUUUGCAAUUCUGGCCGGUGGAGGGAGGCUGCGACCUUGUUGAAUGAGAUGGAACAAAGGAAGAUCAUGCAAAAUGUGCAAAGCUUCAACAUACUGGUGGACACACUAUGCAAGGAAGGGCUGUUGAGUUAG